ACCCAACUCCCAAAGCCAUGGCCUGUUGUGUGACCCGCUGCUGCAGUGUCCCCACCGGUCCUGCCACUACCAUCUGCUCCUCCUCCAAGUCCUGCCGCUGUGGAGUCUGCCUGCCCAGCACCUGCCCACAUGAGAUCAGCCUCCUUCAGCCCACCUGCUGUGACCCCUGCCCCCCACCCUGCUGCCAACCUGAGGUGUACGUGCCAACCUGCUGGCUGCUCAACUCUUCCCACCCAACUCCCGGCCUGAGUGGCAUCAACCUGACCACCUAUGUCCAGCCUGGCUGUGAGAGCCCCUGUGAGCCCUGCUGUUAG
Molecule: messenger RNA, 314 nt
Organism: Nannospalax galili (Upper Galilee mountains blind mole rat)
Lineage: Eukaryota; Metazoa; Chordata; Mammalia; Rodentia; Spalacidae
Product: keratin-associated protein 3-1
Exons: 1
Coding region: 18-314 (98 amino acids)
Cellular component (GO): keratin filament
Molecular function (GO): structural molecule activity
Source: RefSeq, a predicted model, not a curated record